UUUCAACGACGAAAGUAAGCGGAAAUGGUAACGGAGACGGAACUAGUGGACCGACUGAGGGAGUUUCUUAGCACGUCGGACCUAAACACGACGACGACCGCAAUUGUUCGCCGGAAACUCGAAGAAGAUUUCGGAAUCGAUUUGUCGGAUAGAAAAGCCUUUAUUAGAGAACAAGUUGAUAUUUACCUUCAAACUCAGUUUCAAGAACAAGCUGAGGAAUAUAAAGAGGAGAAUGGAGAUGCCCAGGCCCAGGUUCCCGCCGAGAUGGACGCUGAAGAAGAAGAAGAAGCGGUGGAAGACGAGGAGGAGGAAUCAGAGGAACCCAGUAAUGGAAAGCCAACUUCUAAGAAAGGGUCAAAAAAGAAGAAUAAAGAGGUUAAGAGAAGAGGUGGUGGAUUUACCAAGCUCUGUAGCCUUUCUCCUCAACUUCAAAAGUUCACUGGCGUACCUGAAUUAGCUAGAACUGAGGUUGUGAAGCAACUUUGGAGUUAUAUUCGGGAAAAUAAUUUACAAGACCCAAGCAAUAGGCGGAACAUAUUAUGUGAUGAUACCCUGAGGGAACUUUUUGGUGUGGAUAGUAUAAACAUGUUCCAAAUGAACAAGGCCUUAGCACAGCAUAUCUGGCCUUUAGAAACCAAUGCUUCAGUCUCAUCUACGCCAAAAGAGAAGCAGCGGAAACAAGAGAGAGCAGAAGAAAUGGAUGAGCCAAAGAGAAAGGAAAAGAGGCAGAAGGGUGGGACUUCAGGUUUUCUUGCUCCCCUUCCUCUUUCUGAUGCUCUCGUCAAGUUUCUUGGGACGGGAGAAAGUGCCUUAGCACGAUCUGAUGUUGUGAAAAGAAUCUGGGAUUACAUUAAGCAAAAUAACCUGCAGGAUCCAUCUGAUAGGAGGAGGAUACUAUGCGAUGAAAAGCUCAAAGAACUCUUUGAUGUGGACAAUUUUCAAGGAUUCACAGUUCCUAAACUUCUGACUGGUCAUUUCAUAAAGCCGGAACACCUUUUGUCAGCACUCAGCUCAAGAAUGAGCGCCGAUUAGGAGAAAAAGCGACCUGUUCAAUGUUAUUGCAAGUCGUAACAGUCACCCAACUCCCACAUAGUCCUGUUUUUCACCCACCUCUUUAUGUUCCCCUUGACUCCUCCUCCCUGAGUUAGCCUGCUGUUUCUGCUGGAGAAUUCAUUUUUGUUAGUGGAAUCUGAUUUUCCGAGUUGAUA
Coffea eugenioides is the source of this 1208-nucleotide messenger RNA. Its product is annotated as upstream activation factor subunit spp27-like. The transcript is spliced from 7 exons. The record is from RefSeq and is a predicted model, not a curated record. Gene Ontology annotation, cellular component: nucleus. Bases 25 to 1032 code for a protein of 335 amino acids. NCBI's taxonomy places the organism in Eukaryota, Viridiplantae, Streptophyta, Magnoliopsida, Gentianales, Rubiaceae.